AUGGCAUCAAAUAACCAACAAAAAAAUGUACUCAUUACAGGAUGUUCAAGCGGAAUUGGCGAAGCAUUGGCGAGAGAAUUCCAAGCCAGAGGUUACCAGGUAAUUGCUACUGCUCGCAAACUGGAAAGCAUAUCUCACCUCCAGGAGACAGGGAUGACUACCCUGUCUCUUGAUGUAACCAAACCGGACAGUGUUAAAGCAACUGGGAUAGAAGUGGAAAGGAUUACUAACGGAAAACUGGACGUUUUGGUCAAUAAUGCUGGAAUUCUUUCCCGCGGCGCAUUAGCCGAUGUCUCACCAGAGCAUAUCUACUCUAUAUUCAACACGAACGUCUUCGGUCUCAUGGCUGUUGUAUCUAGUCUCUUGCCGCUGCUAAUCGCCGCCAAAGGCACAAUUGUCAAUAUUUCAUCAGCGUCGUCUGUGACGCCGUUCCCUUUCAAAGGUCUCUAUGCAAUGACCAAGGCAGCGCUGAACUCAUACAGUCGUACUCUGGCUAUCGAGCUUUCACCUUUCGACGUUCAUGUCUUAACAUGUCCUACCGGGUAUAUACAGAGCAAACUAGAAGUCAAUGGAACGGAUCAAGUACCGGAAAAUAGUUUGUACAAAGCCAUGGCUGGAAAGAUGGUCUUGGGGUUUCCAGAUACGCACAUGGAAGGUGCAGAAUAUGCAAAGAUAGUGGUGAGCGAAGUGCAGAAAGGACGAGGUUGGAGUUUCGGUCCUUGGAGAUUUGGAGCAAUGAGGGAAUGGCUAUGGGUGGGAACAGGAGCAUCUAGGGGCUAUUGGGCAAGCAUGAUGGGGGAAGCAUUCUUGCAGCGGGGUUAUAAAGGAAUGAUCAAUUGGGAUGAAAUUACUCAAACUAUAAGAAAAGGGAAGGACCUUUAGUAAAAGGUUAUACCAUUGAUAUUUAC
Messenger RNA from Trichoderma asperellum CBS 433.97, 908 nucleotides. The record is from RefSeq and is a predicted model, not a curated record. Lineage: Eukaryota; Fungi; Ascomycota; Sordariomycetes; Hypocreales; Hypocreaceae.